Erinaceus europaeus (western European hedgehog) is the source of this 1006-nucleotide messenger RNA. It is a transcript of the gene SNRNP35, whose product is annotated as small nuclear ribonucleoprotein U11/U12 subunit 35. Lineage: Eukaryota; Metazoa; Chordata; Mammalia; Eulipotyphla; Erinaceidae. The transcript is spliced from 2 exons. Gene Ontology annotation, cellular component: U12-type spliceosomal complex; precatalytic spliceosome. The coding region runs from base 171 to 911 and encodes 246 amino acids. Gene Ontology annotation, biological process: mRNA splicing, via spliceosome. The record is from RefSeq and is a predicted model, not a curated record. Gene Ontology annotation, molecular function: snRNA binding; mRNA binding.
AAAUAAGCUAAUUUAAUUUAAAAAAAGAUACAAGCAAAAGAAGAAAUAGUUUGUGGCGAAUCUGCUCCUUUCAACGUCACGGCUCGGUCGAGGCAGAACCAAGGGCUCUUCCAUCGCCUGCAGCCCGGCGCCUGUCUCGGAGGUCGAGGAGUCUUGCGCCUGCCGAGGACAUGAGUGAUUGGAUGCCCAUCGCCAAGGAGUAUGACCCCCUCAAAGCUGGCAGCAUUGAUGGCACUGACGAAGAACCGCACGAUCGCGCCAUCUGGAGGGCAAUGCUGGCACGCUACGCCCCCAACAAAGGGGUCAUAGGGGAUCCUCUCCUAACCCUGUUUGUGGCAAGACUAAACCUGCAGACCAAAGAGGAGAAGCUAAAGGAAGUAUUUUCCCGUUAUGGGGACAUCCGGCGGCUCCGGCUGGUGAGGGACUUGGUGACAGGCUUUUCAAAGGGCUACGCCUUCAUCGAGUACAAGGAGGAACGCUCUGUGAUCAAAGCUUACCGCGACGCCGAUGGCCUGGUCAUUGACCAGCACGAGAUAUUUGUGGACUAUGAACUGGAAAGGACUCUCAAAGGGUGGAUCCCUCGGCGACUCGGAGGAGGCCUGGGGGGGAAAAAGGAAUCUGGGCAGCUGAGAUUUGGGGGACGGGAUCGACCAUUUCGAAAACCCAUCAAUUUGCCAGUCGUUAAAAAUGAUCAGUAUAGGGAGGGGAAGAGGGAAAGGAGGGAGCGGUCUCGAUCCAGAGAAAGACACUGGGACUCGAGGCCGAGAGAUCGGGAUCAUGACAGGGGCCGAGAGAAGAGAUGGUCAGAAAGAGAGCCAGCCAGGGCGUGGCCUGAAAAUGACUGGGAGAGAGAGAGGGACUUUCGAGAUGACAGGGUCAAGGGGAGGGAGAAAAGGGACAGAAGUAAGUAGGGAUUUGCGACCAGCAACAGCACCUGGAUAAAGGUGGUCUGCAUUGUUUUCAUACAACUCCAUGUUCAAUGGCUGAAUAAAACUUAUUGAUGGUG